This is a messenger RNA of Spathaspora passalidarum NRRL Y-27907, 945 nucleotides long. It is a transcript of the gene MRPL40, whose product is annotated as mitochondrial 54S ribosomal protein YmL40. Lineage: Eukaryota; Fungi; Ascomycota; Pichiomycetes; Serinales; Debaryomycetaceae. The transcript has a single exon. The record is from RefSeq and is a predicted model, not a curated record. Bases 1 to 945 code for a protein of 314 amino acids.
AUGUCCUGGACAGUAGCUAGACAUAGAUUCAAGAGAGAUCCGGAAAAGUACACUGGAGUACUCAAGGAAUACUGGAAAAAGAAAGUCCAAGGGACUUCCAUGCCCACUUUUGAAAAUUUCACUCCUUACAAAUUACCUAAACAUGAAAGAAAAACCGAUUUCCAAGUUGGGAUAACUCAAGGAGAUUUAGUUUAUGUCACCGAGGGUGAAAAGAAAGGAUCAAUCGCUAAAGUGUACAUGUACAAUCCCGAAUACAACCAUGUCAUGAUCUCGGACCAUACUGAACAAAGAAUUCUUCCUAAAUCUAGAUGGACCGAGGGUACCACUUCCCACGUUAUCGAUAUGCCUAAAUUCAUGCCUUUGACUAGUAUAAAAUUAGCCGGUAAGGAUAAAGACGAAAACGGGAAAGUCAGUUACGUCGUAGCUGAUGAAGUUAUCCUCAAGGACCAGUACUAUGACGAUAGAUAUAAGAGAUGGUUACCUAGACGUUUCGUAAAACACCACGAAUCAGUAGAAAUCCCCUGGCCUGCACCAGAAGAAGUUGAAGAUGGGGAAUUAAGUACCAAGGAAAGUGCCGCUUUGGAAAAGACCUGGGAAUUCCAAACCAUUGGUCAACCACCAGUUCCAGAAGACGCAUUACCGGAAUUACGUAAUCCUUAUUCCCAAUACAAAAAGAGAACCUUGACUGCAUUACAAGCAUACAAGUUGAACUAUCCAGAUAUGCCAUUGACUAAAGAGCAAAAGAUUUACUUGGCCAAGAAACAAGAACAAGCUAGUGCCAAGAAACUUACUCCAUUGUCCGAUGAAAUUAAAGAAUUUAUUGGUAGUAAGAUGGCCGAUCAUAUUAAUAAGAUUGAAAGUGAAGCCAUGCUUGCUCAUUUAGAAGGAUUAUCUAAAGUUCCAAACCCCGACUUUGAAAAGAACAUGGCUGAAUUACAGCAGUAA